CUGCAACACAACGGCACGACAGUUGAACGCGACUGAAAGAAACGGUUACAAAAUCAAACUUCAAAUAUGGCUGUCAAAUGUCAUUUUUGGUGACGUUUGCAUAAACACAAACAAUUCAAAAGUUUUAUAUAUAAAACAGGUUAAUCUUGACAAAUGUUGAUUUGGCAAACCAAAUAAACACGAAACAUAUGUUUACUUCUCUAUGGUUUUAAACAAUUAAAAACUCAAGAAAACACCAUGGAUGACUCGCACAUUCCAAUCGACAUCAACACGAACAAACUCCUCGACUGGCUGGUGAGUCGUCGCCAUGUCUCCAAAGAUUGGCAGGCGAACAUCUUGAAAAUCCGCGAGAAAAUCAACGCAGCCAUCCAGGACAUGCCCGCACACGAUGGCAUCGUCAAACUACUCUCUGGCCAACACAUCAACUACUUCCACUGCAUAAAAAUCAUCGAAAUCCUCAAGGAAACCGAAGCAGAUACUAAAAAUCUGUUUGGUCGCUAUGGGUCACAAAGAAUGAAAGACUGGCAAGAUAUUGUCAGUUGUUACCAACAAGAAAACAUUUAUCUAGCUGAAGCAUCCCAACUUAUGAUGAGAAAUGUCAUCUAUGAAGUACCAGGCUUGAAGAAACAAAUUGCCAAGUGUGAACAGGCACAGCAAGAGUCAGAAAAGAAGAUAAAAGAUUACAGCAGAGCUGAAACAAUUGCAAUUAAUGAUUUUAACGCCACCUGUAAGCAACUAGGCAUCAAGGGGAAGAACAUCAAGGCAGAAUUACUGGAACUUUUGAAAGAGCUUCCAUUGAUUUACAAAAAAAUGGAUUUUAAAGAACUGCAAGAUGGUAUUAACAUGUAUAAAUCAUUCAUAAACUAUCAUUCUGGUAAGAAUGACAAUCUUCCACUUUUACCAAUAUUAUCUUAUUUGAUUUCACAUGGAAACACAACAACUUAUGAGUACACUUAUGGUGAGAAACCUGUAAGUGUCGAAGAACCAACUUCAGAUGCAAUUAUCACAACAGACAAAGAAGAAUCAGCUAACAUUGACUUUGGAGAUGAUGUCCAGAUAGAUUUCUCUUCGUUAAGCGUAGAAAAAGAGAUAGAUUUUGGUGAUUCCCCCGGAGAUUCACCAAAUGAAGGCGACAUAGACUGGGGGAACACUUCCACAACAGAGGAGGAGUUUGAAAUUGUUGAUAUUGACAUCAACUUAGAAGAAUCCGGCAUUGUAGUUGAAAAUUCCGGUUUGGAUGGUGGUAUAGCCAAAGGAAAUGAUGCGUAUACCAUUUUAGACAAUCCGAAAACACGCGAUCAGAUAAUCAACGACUUAAUGGAGUUGAAUGCCUUCCUAAAGAUGAGAUUAUACGAAAUGGCGAAUGGUGGUGAUAUGAUGACCAUGCUCGACGGUCCGAAUGUUUUAAAAAUGCAAACAAUUGAAGGGGUGACAUCUCUUGCUGAUCAUGUGAGUAUCGCUCUUGAAGGAUUGAUGAAUAAGAGAAUAUUCCAUCUGCAUAAUAUCAAACAUUCGCCAAAGUAUGUUGAUAUGCUGACAGCGUCACUAAAACAAAAGUUAGAUGUGGUUGACAGGAUGAAAGCGAGUAAAACUUUGGUUGAAGACAAAAUGGUGGACAAUGCAGCACAAAUAAAGAAGAUAAAUCCUGUUAUUAAACAGGUAAUUGACAAGACAAAGAUUAUACAAAAGCAGAUUGAAGAAGAUAUUUCGAAGAAGUACAAGGGCAGGGUUGUAAAUAUUGUCGGGGCGAUUAAUUUGAUGUAAAUUUAAUUUGUUUCAUGUUUAAAAUUAUGUAUUAAAGUUGGUUAUCGAUU
This is a messenger RNA of Dalotia coriaria, 1814 nucleotides long. Its product is annotated as CDK5RAP3-like protein. The transcript has 2 exons. Lineage: Eukaryota; Metazoa; Arthropoda; Insecta; Coleoptera; Staphylinidae. Bases 238 to 1764 code for a protein of 508 amino acids. Gene Ontology annotation, cellular component: endomembrane system. The record is from RefSeq and is a predicted model, not a curated record. Gene Ontology annotation, biological process: regulation of mitotic cell cycle; regulation of cyclin-dependent protein serine/threonine kinase activity.